CCACCGGACACUCCUAUGCUCUCGUCUGUCCAAAGCUCGGCGUAAGGAGAGAUCGCCGAGUUGCCCUCCUCCCUCUGCGCCGGCGUUGGAAGCAGUCUGCGACCCCAGGCUUGUCAGGCAGCCAACUUUUCCCAACUCGUCUGCGCUAGCCAUCCUCUUCCAGUCCCCCCCCCCACAAUGGCCAUGCUUGAGCAGCUCCCACCGCCUCCACCCCACCAGGGCUCGUCCACCAGUGGCAGCCGGCUCAAGCGCAGCAGCAACAGCAGCAGUAGCCAGCAGAGCGGGGGCAACUCGGCAGCCCGCAGUCCCAAGUCGAGCCCUUUGGCGCAAACUGCAUCGGGUAAGAUGCACUUUGCCACCCUGCAAGCACCCCAGUGCCCCGUCGUCCACCACGCUCCUUCGCAGCCCCUGCCGCCGGGUCACCCACCGACGCAUUCAGCACCCGCCUCAUCGCUCAAGCCACCGUUCGCCGAGCGCUGCGUCUUCUACCGCACGCCAGAAGACCUUGCGUCUACGCCACCCAUCUCGCGCUCCGGCAGCGAUACAGACCUCAUCAAGAGCGCGCGCAACGGCCAGCUCGUCUCGCACGCCGAGUACCUCAAAGAGCACGCCAACGUGCGCCCGCUGAGGCAAGGCGAGUCGCUCGAACUCGACCCCCAGCACAGCUUGGUCCUCGCCAGUCGCAACUCCCAGCUGGCGCUCAUCCAGUCGAGCCAUGUGCACAGCAUGCUUGAAGCCAGGUACGGCCGGUCUAGUCCGCUCUUCCAUGCCGCCAGCACCAGCAGUAGUAAAGGUGUGCAUAGCGAAGAGGCGCUCAAGGUGCUCUCACAAAAUAUCUCCGCACUGGAACUGCAGCAGCCGUGCCAUUUCCCCAUCACCUCCAUGUCCACCGCCGGCGACCAGAACCAGCGCUCGCCGCUGUACGUCAUUGGCGGAGAGGGCAAGGCGAUCUGGACCAAAGAGCUCGAGGUGGCACUCAAGGCUGGUGCAGUCGAUGCCAUCGUGCACUGCUUGAAAGACGUACCCACAACCUUGCCCGACGGACUGGAGAUCGCUGCUAUUCUUGAGCGAGAGGAUCCGAGGGAUGCAUUGGUCAUGAAGGAUGGUCUACCAUACAGGACCCUCGACGAGCUUCCACCAGGUUCUGUGAUCGGCACAUCUUCUGUGCGCCGCGUCGCGCAGCUGCGCAGUCGCUACCCCAAGUUGGUCUUCAGCGACGUGCGCGGCAACAUCAACACCCGCCUCGCCAAGCUGGACUCGCCCACGGGCCCGUACACGGCGCUGAUCCUCGCCGCGGCGGGCCUACACCGCCUGUCCUUCGAGACGCGCAUCACCGCGUACCUCUGCCCGCCGGUGCUGUAUUACUCGGUCGGCCAAGGCUCGCUCGCGAUCGAGGUACGCUCCCCACCGCCCGGAGCAACUUCCGCGAACAAUCGUGACAAGCGUAUCGCGCAGAUCAUCGCCACCAUUGGCUGCUGGAAGUCGACGUGGAGAUGCGAGGCGGAGCGCGCGCUGCUCCGCACGCUAGAAGGAGGCUGCAGCAUCCCCGUCGGCGUUGACACGUGGAUCGGAGACGAGACGGAAGAGCAGAGGCGGAUGGCUACGACGAGGAUAGCGAAGAAGGAGAAGAGCAGCAGCGCCGAUGAUGAAGACGACCUGCUGGUGGAAGGACACCGCAUGAAUGAAUUGGCGGUCCCAGCGACCACGAACGAGUCGUCUCGCUCAGGCAUCGAGCGCCUCGAGACGAGUGCAAAAGAAGCUGCAGACGCCGAAGCCAGAGGUACAGACCCCGCCGAUUCUGCGCCCUCGGACCUGCCGCGUCUGCCGACAACCGAGAGCGUCUCUCUCGACGACCUCGCGACACCCCCGCCUUCGACGACAGGCGCGCGGCUGCACCUCUCCGCAAACGUCGUCUCUCUCGACGGGACGCGCCGCUCACACGCGUACCUCUGCGCGGUCUGCCGCUCGUCCGCAGACGCCGCGCGACUCGGCGAACAGGUCGCGCAGGUGCUCAUUGACGACCAGGGCGCGCGCGCGAUCCUCGACGAGGUCGAGCGGCACCGCGCGCUCGCCGAGGCUGCAGACCAGCGCAGGCGCGCAGCGCGCGCAGAGCGCCUGCGCCAGAUCGACGCUGAUGCCGCCACCGCGCCGUUAGCGGUGGCCGACGGGGGCAGCGCGCUGCGCAAUAAUCCUGUCGGCGAGGAGCAGCACAAGCUUAUGCACGUCAUCGGUCUCUCGGACUUGAAGGGCAGCGGCAGCGAACGGCAGAACGGCAAUGGCCCGCACCCGACGCUGCUGCCGCCGCUUAUCAAUGGCAACGGCGGGCUCGGCUACGGCGAAGGCAUCGCCAGUGGCGAGGUGGACAGAAGGGGCGUCCAGCGCGACGAUGGGCAGCCUAAGGCGUGGGAGGUAUAAUCGCGUUGUCCCCUCCCCCCCACACAUCCUUGCCCCUCGUUUUCUGUCAUUCGUGUCAAACUUGUACUUUGUGGCUCCUGCUUCCGCUACUUGGGAAUUGAGUAUAUGUGCCUUUCGAAUUGGUACAACUAUUGGCUAUGUGCGGGUCCUGUUUUACACGCUAUGGUGUUCGCUGUUCUACUCAUUGGUGAAAAGAGC
This is a messenger RNA of Tilletiaria anomala UBC 951, 2613 nucleotides long. RefSeq lists its product as uncharacterized. Gene Ontology annotation, cellular component: cytoplasm. The record is from RefSeq and is a predicted model, not a curated record. NCBI's taxonomy places the organism in Eukaryota, Fungi, Basidiomycota, Exobasidiomycetes, Georgefischeriales, Tilletiariaceae. Gene Ontology annotation, molecular function: hydroxymethylbilane synthase activity. The transcript has 2 exons. The coding region runs from base 178 to 2415 and encodes 745 amino acids. Gene Ontology annotation, biological process: heme biosynthetic process.